Messenger RNA from Caenorhabditis bovis, 2769 nucleotides. The record is from the annotation of a GenBank genome assembly. NCBI's taxonomy places the organism in Eukaryota, Metazoa, Nematoda, Chromadorea, Rhabditida, Rhabditidae.
AUGCUGCUUGGUUCCAUAUUAUUAAUAUUGCUCAUAGAGUUUAAUGCAGCACGACCCACUAACACAUGCAAUAUAACGACUGAAUUCAAUUGUGGAAUAGGAAAACAACAAUGUAUACCCGUGGAAUGGGUUUGCGAUAAUGUACCAGACUGCGAAAAUGGGAAUGAUGAAUCGCACUGCGUCUAUCCGCAUCAUUGUGCUCAAGGUUUCAUGAUGUGCAAGACUGGAAUGUGUGUUUCCCAAGAAUUUAAAUGCGACAAAGAGGUGGAUUGUACAGAUGCUUCCGAUGAACUUCACUGCGAAUAUCGGGACAGCAAGAAGGAAACUGACGAACUUUAUCACUUUUCGCUUGCUCCCCUCCAAACUCAGGAAUGUCACUUGCCACGAUUCUCGUGCAAUAGCGGUCAAUGCAUUUCCGGAGAUCUGGUUUGUGACGGAACUAAGGAUUGUAAUGGUGGCGACGAUGAAGAAAACUGCAGAGGACCAGAAAGUAGAAACAAUAAAUGGUUGAAAAAUAAUAAUACAAUUGAUGGAACUCCGGACAAACUCAUUGCCGAACAUUGCCGUCCUGGUUACACCAUGUGCGCAACUGGCGGUGUUUGCAUCCCAGAUAGUUUUGUGUGCGACGGAUCGGCUGACUGUGAAGACUCCAGCGAUGAAAUGGAAUGCCAAAUGAUGAUUCCUGAUGAGGAGCAAUUCAUCAACGGGCAUGCCGAGAUUAUUGCGAGAUGCACGGCCGAAGGAAAAUUCCAUUGUAGUACUGAGUUUAAUACUGCUCCUGUCUGCAUCCCAGUCAAUGCUACUUGCAACGGAAUAAAGGAUUGUCCGAAUGGCGAUGACGAAACAGCUUUAUGUACAGAAUGCUCCCGAAAGCGCUGCGAUCACACUUGUUUGAAUUCGCCAUUUGGAGCUAAAUGCAUUUGCCAGGAAGGUUAUCGUCUUGAAGGGGAUGGACUUACUUGCACAGACGAAGAUGAAUGCCUCACACAUGGAAACAAGUGCCAACAUUUCUGUGAAGACAAAAUUGGAACGUACUCCUGCCAAUGCGCUGUUGGAUAUCGACUUGACGAGGAUGGACAUUCGUGCAGACUUGAUGAUAAACACGCCGACGGUGUUCUUUUUAUCUCUCUGGGAACCGAAAUUCGCAAGAUGUCUCUUCUUGGAACCACGUCCGAGGCGUACGCCUCAGUUCAACGCAUUGGAGGGCAUGGAACAAGUCGAUCGAUCGAUUUUAUGCAUUCGAACAACAAGCUUUUCUUGAGUGCAGUUACACAUCAUAAGGGAAAAGCUCCAGAAGGCGAACUCGCGGUUUCCGAUAACGGACUUCUGAGAGUCUUGCGCGAAAACGUUGUCGGAGUCGGUCACGUUGCAGUUGACUGGGUCGGCGGAAACAUCUUCUUCACUCAACGAGCUCCUGCUUUGACUAUCGGGAUCAGUGUUUGCACUAUGAAUGGAAUGUUCUGCCGCUGGUUGAUUAAAGGACAAAGUAGCCCAUCGGAAGACCCAUUUGCUCCAAAAGCGCAUCAAAACUAUCACGGCUUGGUGGUGCAUCCAGCACGUGGCCAAAUAAUUUGGGUCGACUCUUUCAAGGAUAUUCAUAGAAUUAUGAGUUCGAGAAUGGACGGAACCGAGAUUCGCAUAAUUGUUGAUAAGAAGCUUUCUAGUCCGCAUGGAUUGGCAAUUGACAGAAUUCGUAAUGAUAUUUACUUCGGAGACCAUCAAAUGCAUCACAUUGAAAGAAUUAAUUUGGACACAAAAGAGAGACACAUUGUGGUCUCAAAUGAAGUUAACAAGCCGUUUGGAAUCGCUUACUUCAAUGGAUACAUUUACUGGAGCGACUGGGGAACUGAUUCGUUGAAGGUUCUUGAGCUUAACAACCACCAAUCAACGCCGCAUACUCUCCACGUGUUCAGUCGUUUCCCUUAUGGAGUGACCAUCAAUCACACAAUGUAUCAGCCAAUUCCUCUCGACAAUCCAUGCCUUGAAAUGGAAUGCCCAUGGAUUUGCGUUCCAAUUCCUGCCGAUCAAGGAAAAGUUGCUGGAAAAUGCGUCUGUCCCGAUGGAUACAAAUAUUCGAUUGUCGAGGAUUCGUGCAUUCCUCCAACUGAAGAAGAGAAGAAGGAGAUUGAAGGAUACACUCAUAUCGGCGCUGCUCUCAUGAAGGAGUAUUGUGACGCUGGAAUGGCUUGUCUGAACGGCGGAAGCUGCAAGGAUGUUCACAACGAGCAUGGCAGGCCGCACCAAGUUAGCUGUGAAUGCCAAGAUCCAUUCGAGGGCGAGUUCUGCGAGAGGCUAAACCCGGAGAAGAUGCGAAUGAUGGAAGAAAAGAUACCCGCAUCGCUUAUCGGGUUCCUCAUCGUUUUGAUCUUGGCAUUUUUGGCAAUUGGAGCGUUUGCAUUCUGUCUUCUUAGGAAGCCCGAAGUCGCGAAUGAAGUUGUCACAAAUGCUCGAAUCAAGGUUGAUAACAUGACUCGCAAGGCGGAAGCGGUCAGCCAGCCCUACAUUGAUCGACUGAAGGCGCUCAUCGGACAACCAAGUCCACAACGUGAAGGAAUCCGAUCAGCAGGAAACGUAAACUUUAUGAACGAGGGAGAAGAUGUUGAUGAGCCAACGAACCGCUACGUAGAAGCAAGAAGAGCUGCACAGCUGGAAUCGCCGAACUCCUACCGUAAUCCAUUGUUCGACGAGCCGCCUCAAACGUACCAACCAGUUGGACGUUCAUCGCCAAUUGCUGGAGUGCUGAAUUUUCAAAACGACAGUCUUUUAUAA